Molecule: messenger RNA, 2754 nt
Organism: Aureobasidium melanogenum CBS 110374
Lineage: Eukaryota; Fungi; Ascomycota; Dothideomycetes; Dothideales; Saccotheciaceae
Exons: 1
Coding region: 1-2754 (917 amino acids)
Cellular component (GO): membrane
Source: RefSeq, a predicted model, not a curated record
AUGUCGUGGCAGCAGGCUGACAGCCAACUACGCCCAAGACCUCGCCCUUAUAGCGACGUGCCGAGUUUGAUAGUCAGCGAGGCUGGCGAAGACGACGCUAAUGAAGAGACUCCCCUUUUUGGUAGACGUGCUUCGAGACGAGCAUCGGCCUACAAGACUCUGGACGGCGCUCAAGAUGGUGACGAAGAUGACGAAGACAUUGAGAGCCAACGGCUACCGCGUGUCAAGUCAUGGCAGACGCUGCAGCACGCCUAUCCCUCAUUGCGGAAGGUGGCGGCUGAUGGAUACCGCAUUGCCACGCAUCCCAAAGAGUGGGACAUGCAGCAGGUCUUCAAGACGGUUGUUAUCAAACCUGCGCUGGUCAUGCCCUCGGUCUUUCUGGGUGUCCUUCUCAAUCUUCUGGAUGCCUUGUCUUAUGGAAUUAUUCUUUUUCCUCUCGGUGAGGAAGUCUUCUCCAGCAUGGGUGCUGACGGUGUCUCAAUGUUCUAUGUCAGUUGCAUCACUGCUCAAUUGACUUAUUCCAGUGGUAGCAUCUUCAGCGGAGGUGUUGGCUCCGAGAUGAUUGAGGUUGUGCCUUUCUUCCAUAAGAUGACCUACAUGAUCAUGUCGCGCAUGGGGACCGGCAAUCCUGAUGCUCUGAGAGCCACCGUCAUCACUUCUUAUGCAAUGAGCUCUAUCCUUACCGGUUUCGUCUUUCUUGGUCUUGGUGCUGCCAGAUUGGGCACGCUUGUCAACUUCUUCCCUCACAGUAUUCUUACUGGCUGUAUCGGAGGCGUUGGCAUUUUCUUGUUUGUCACUGGAAUUGAAGUCUCGGCAAGAUUGGAUGGCAACCUCGAGUUCACCUCAGCCGUCCUCCACAAGCUCUUCCAAGCAGACACGAUUGUGCUCUGGCUGCCUCCUCUUUUCCUGGCUAUUCUUUUGUUGACCGUCAAGCAUUACUAUGACAGACCAUGGCUUGUUCCUGCAUACUACAUUGCCAUCACCGCCAUCUUCUACAUCGUGGUCGCUGCAGUACCCAACCUCGGCAUGGACACACUGCGCCGUAAAGGCUGGGUGUUUGAUGCUCCGGAAGCUGGUCUGCCAUUUUACAACUUCUACAGCCACUACAAGUUCCAUCUUGUGGACUGGAAGGCAAUCUGGAUGACCGUGCCUACUCAGUUCGCCCUUACCUUUUUCGGUAUUUUGCACGUUCCCAUCAACGUACCCAACCUGGCUAUCGUUGUGCAAGAAGACAAUGUCAGCGUCAACAGAGAAUUGAUCAUGCACGGCAUUUCGAACACUCUUUCUGGUUGCGUUGGUAGCAUUCAAAACUACCUAGCCUUUGUCAACAGUGUACUCUUCAUCGAGACUGGUGGCAACAGCCGUCUUGCUGGUUACAUGUUGACUCUUGCUACUUUCGGUCUCCUCGUUGCCGGCCCCGUCGUCAUCGGUUAUGUGCCGGUCAUGGUUGUCGGAACCUUGAUUUAUAUGCUUGGCAUUGACCUUGCACAAGAAGCUAUUUGGGCUACCUACGGAAGAUUGCACCGUCUGGAGUAUGCUACCAUUGUCAUCAUCUCGUUGGUCAUGGGUGCCUAUGACUUCGUCGUCGGUAUUGCUGUUGGUAUUGGUCUCGCUUGUCUGGUGUAUGUUGUGCAGACAUCACGCAAGACCGUCAUUCGUGCCGAAUUUUCGGGUGCAGUGGCUGAGUCGACUGUACGCCGUCACCCCCGUCAGCGUGAGUACCUCCAUAGGGUUGGUCCUCAGAUCCGCGUUGUCAAAUUGGGUGGUUAUCUCUUCUUUGGCAGUAUCGUCAAGGUUGAGAAAAAGGUCAGAGCUCUGAUAGAAGCAGAGGCUUUCGCCGCAGAACCAAUCCGCUAUCUUAUCCUGGACUUCUCACAUGUCGCCGGCAUCGACUUUUCGGCAGCCGAGGCGUUCAACCGCAUGAACCGUAUCCUACACCGUCGCGACGUAAUGCUAGCUCUAGCUGGUGUGAGCCUCGAUGGUGAAAUUGGCAGGAGUCUCCAGAUGGUUGGCCUUUUCGAAGACCCAGUAGAGGACUCCACCAUCCCACCUCCAAAAGUUUUUGAAGACCUUAAUGGUGCGCUUGAAGCUUGCGAGAACGAAAUGCUUGUCAUUCUUUCCGACAAGCAACGCAUAGAAGCUAUGAAUCAGCAAAAGGAAGCUUCUGCCGAAAACAUUGACAUUCCCUCAAACCUAGCCAUCCAGACACCUGCCUCAAUCGAUAUGAAUGUAGGCUCGCCUCGACGGAACUUCCUACACCAGGCUGCCACGACGACGCUGGCAUCUAGUCAAGGACCAAACGGUGAUAGCAACCGCUGGAAGCACUUUAAGCAACCGCUACCUCUGAUUUUGCAAUCGUUCCAAGGCCUCACGACACGCAACGAAGACUUCUGGUUCCGCGCUGUGUCUUUCUUUGAGGCUCGCAGCUACCCAGCAGGCAAGAUUCUCUACUCACGCGGCGACAGACCUGAUGGCUUCUACCUUCUCCAGUCCGGUAUCUUGCGCGCAGAGUACGACCUCGAUCAGGGAAGCUACCAUGAGAGCAUCGUCUCGGGCACAACCUGUGGCGAGCUACCUUUCUUCUCUGAAACGGCACGAACGAGCACUGUCAUGGCGGAAAUGGAUUGCGAAGCUUGGCUACUGACACUCGAGGCUUGGGAGAGAAUGCAAGAGAAAGAGCCAGAAGUGGCCAAGGAGAUUCUGAAGGUUGGCAUGAAGUUGAGUGCCGAGAGGAUGAACGCCAUUACCUCGUAA